AUUCAGCCAAUCACAAUGGGGUUUUAGGAAGUACCAAUAAAUAACUCUAAACGCGUUCCUUCGUUUUUUUUUCGAUUGCAGCCAAUCACACAGACGCUUUCUGGAACACCAAUCCGUAGCUGUAGAGGGGAGAAUUCAAUGCCAUGUGACACAAACCGACCAGUUACAGACGCAGGUUCCGAGUUCCCUUAUUUGCAUGGGAGGCCUAUAAAAGCAGCAGCCCGGGAGGAGGAGAGAACAGUUUGUAGUUAGAAAGCAGCGGUGUGACCAUGCCUGAACCAGCCAAGUCCGCUCCAGCCCCGAAGAAAGGUUCCAAGAAAGCGGUGACCAAGACCCAGAAGAAAGAUGGGAAGAAGCGCAGGAAGACAAGGAAGGAGAGUUAUGCCAUUUACGUGUACAAGGUGCUGAAGCAGGUGCACCCCGAUACCGGCAUCUCCUCCAAGGCCAUGAGCAUCAUGAACUCCUUUGUCAACGAUGUGUUUGAGCGCAUCGCAGGGGAAGCCUCCCGCCUGGCUCAUUACAACAAGCGCUCCACCAUCACCUCCCGGGAGAUCCAGACCGCGGUCCGCCUGCUGCUGCCUGGGGAGCUGGCCAAGCACGCCGUGUCCGAGGGCACCAAGGCUGUCACCAAGUACACCAGCGCCAAGUAACUGCUGCUCCAUCUCCUGCCCUACUCCCAGCAACACAAAGGCUCUUCUCAGAGCCACUCACAUUAUCUAAACACGGCUGUGUGACACAUACGGGGCUGAAUCUGACUGCUGAUCCGCUCAUAAACCCUCUUAGCCGCCCCUAUAGUCACUGAAUUGUAACAAAUCUCUCAACUGUCUAUUCUAAACUUUUUCCACAGCUUUCAGUUUCAUGUGUUCGCUGCCAAUAAAUUGAUAAACUCCAUUGUAACUUGCUUAUUUAGCCCAUAGACUCUUCCCCCCCACACA
This is a messenger RNA of Xenopus tropicalis (tropical clawed frog), 935 nucleotides long. RefSeq names its product histone H2B 1.1. Bases 270 to 650 code for a protein of 126 amino acids. The transcript has a single exon. The record is from RefSeq and is a predicted model, not a curated record. Lineage: Eukaryota; Metazoa; Chordata; Amphibia; Anura; Pipidae.